CCCAGCCCAUCAGCAGCGCCAGGUCCACGGUAAACCCUUUUGCCUAGUCCGUGUACUGCGGCAACGCACAUCGCCCACUCGUCAAAAGAUUCCCCCGCACCGGCGAUCUCGAUCUCGAUCCCGAUCCCGUUCCCGUUCCCGAUCGAACGCGACCUCGAAGCUCUCUCCCUCCUCCGAUUCCGAUCCCCUCCGAGGAGGUAGUUUUUUGAUGGGCUUGUGGACGCUGCUCGAGGGAUUUUUGCUUAUAGCGAAUGCAUUAGCCAUAUUGAACGAGGAGCGGUUCCUUGCACCGAGAGGAUGGAGCUUCUCUGAGGUCACAUCGGGUGGGCGGGCAAAGACCCUGAAGGGCCAGCUCAUAGGACUUAUUUAUGCAACCCAGUACCUGAGGGUUCCUUUAAUAAUUCUAAAUGCUAUCAUAAUUCUUGUCAAGUUGGUUUCUGGCUAGUUUUUGAGUUGGAGAAUAGUAGUCUCGUGGUUGCAGCAAUGCUUGAACUAUAUUGUCCUUGAAUUGUGCGGCAACUUGUGUGAUUUUUUAGAUGUUAUGAUUUGUUGAGACUGCACUCAUUGUUUUGCCAGGAUGGUUUUGUAUACUUAAUCGUGAUUUGUAUAGCUGAACCUCUUCUACCACAUAUGAUUCAGGUACCAUUUAGUUUGAACUGAGCAUAUUCUUUUA
Messenger RNA from Ananas comosus (pineapple), 673 nucleotides. RefSeq names its product immediate early response 3-interacting protein 1-like. Bases 209 to 445 code for a protein of 78 amino acids. The record is from RefSeq and is a predicted model, not a curated record. Lineage: Eukaryota; Viridiplantae; Streptophyta; Magnoliopsida; Poales; Bromeliaceae. Gene Ontology annotation, cellular component: endoplasmic reticulum membrane; Golgi membrane; COPII-coated ER to Golgi transport vesicle. The transcript has 2 exons. Gene Ontology annotation, biological process: endoplasmic reticulum to Golgi vesicle-mediated transport.